Messenger RNA from Trifolium pratense (red clover), 3289 nucleotides. Its product is annotated as receptor-like protein 7. The record is from RefSeq and is a predicted model, not a curated record. Lineage: Eukaryota; Viridiplantae; Streptophyta; Magnoliopsida; Fabales; Fabaceae. The transcript has a single exon. Bases 38 to 3082 code for a protein of 1014 amino acids. Gene Ontology annotation, molecular function: protein binding.
UCAAAUUAUUGUAUAUUAAAUUUGGCUAUAAAUAUUAAUGUUACAUUCCUUACCAUUUCAUACAAUCACACUUUCUUUACUUUCAUUUAAACAAACCAUUUACACUUUCCACAAAUUCUUCAUUGCAUUGAUGAAACAAUAUCAAUCAUUCAUGGGUUGGUUGCUUAUCUGUAUGCAUCUUUUGAUCUUCCAUUUUCCAUCUUUCUCUUCUUUCAAUUUUUUAUGUCAUGAUGAUGAGAGCUCUGCUUUGCUUCAAUUCAAGUCUUCCUUCACUAUAUAUACUAACCCUUAUUCUGCUUACGGUGAACCUUUUCAUCUGAAAACAGCAACAUGGAAAAAUGGCAGUGAUUGUUGUUCAUGGAAUGGUGUGACAUGUGACACCAUAUCCGGUCACGUUAUUGGUCUAAACCUUGGCCGUGAAAGAAUUAAAGGUACGUUACAUCCUAACAGUACCCUUUUCCAUCUUACACACCUUCAAAAACUCAAUCUUUCUUACAUUCAUUUCCUUGACUCUCCUUUUCAUUUUAAGUUUGGUGGGUUUCUAAGUCUUACACAUCUUGACUUGACUUAUUGUUACUUUAAAGGUGAAGUUCCUAUUCAAAUCUCACAUCUUUCCAAAUUAGAAUCACUUCAUCUCUCUAAAAAUUCUGAGUUAGUUUGGGAAGAGAUCACCUUGAAGAGGCUUGUACAAAAUGCAACAAAUUUAACAGACCUUUUUUUGGAUGAAACAAAUAUGUCUUCAAUAAGACCAAACUCCAUGGAAUUGAUCUUCAAUCAAUCUUCCUCUUUGGUUACACUUAAUCUUAAACAUACAUUUUUAAGUGGAAAAUUCAAAAAGAGCAUUCUUUGUUUACCAAAUAUUCAACAGCUAGAUAUGUCAUGGAAUGACAACCUUGAAGGCCAACUUCCAGAAUUGAGUUGCAGCACUUCUCUCAGAAUCUUGGAUCUCUCAAGAUGUCCAUUCAAAAAAGGGCCAAUUCCUCAGUCUUUUUCUAACCUAACACACCUUACGUCCCUAUAUAUUUCAAGUAAUAAUCUUAACGGUUCAAUCCCAUCCUCACUUUUAACUCUUCCACAUCUAACUUCUCUGGAUCUCUCUUACAAUGAUCUUAGUGGUCAAAUCCCAGAUGUAUUUGGUAGGAUGACCGAACUUCAAUACCUCAAUCUAGAUUCUAACAAUUUACAAGGACAAAUUCCAUCUUCAUUAUUUAAUUUGACUCAACUUUAUUAUUUAGAUUUCUAUAAUAAUAAAUUAGAGGGUCCCUUACCCAACAAAAUUACAGGUUUCCAAAACCUAACUAAUUUGAGAUUAAAUGACAACUUACUAAAUGGAACAAUUCCUUUGUGGUGUUUAUCCUUGCCAUCUUUGAUAAAAGUAGAUCUAUCAAACAAUCGACUUACAGGGCAUAUCAGUGAUGCAUUCUCAUCAAAUUCCUUAGAGGCACUGUAUCUAAAUAACAACAUGUUACAAGGUGAGAUUCCAAAGUCCAUUUUCAGCCUUGCAAGCCUACGAGACUUGUGGUUACAUUCAAACAACUUGAGUGGUCUUGUCAAUUUUCAAAUCUUCUCCAAACUUCAAAAUCUGUCAUAUUUAUCCCUUUCAUGGAAUAGUCAAUUGUCACUAAACUUUGAAUCUAAUGUCUAUAAUAGUUUUAAUCAGCUAUAUUUAUUAGAAUUAGCUUCUGUCAAUCUGAUCAAAUUCCACAAAUUACAAGGAAAUUUCACAAAUUUGAAUAUUCUUGAUCUUUCCAAUAACAAACUUAAUGGAAUGCCCAAUUGCUUAAUUGAAACAGGUGACUUGCAAUUUUUUAACCUCUCUCAAAAUCUGUUCACGUCAACAGAUCAAUUGAUUGAAAUGGCAGUGAACAAUAAAUAUCUCUCUGAUAUCGAUCUUAGUUUUAAUUUACUGAAUGGUGACAUCCCUUUGGCAGUUUGCAAUAUAAAUUCUGAACUUCAAUUUCUGAACUUGGGACACAACAAUUUGAGUGGUAUCAUUCCACAAUGUUUUUCAAAUUUUCAAUCCCUUCAAUUUUUGGAUCUACAGAUGAACAAAUUUCAAGGCCUUUUGCCUAAAUCUUUGUCCCAUUGCAAAAGCCUCAAAGUUUUAAAUCUUGGAAGCAACAGAUUAGAAGACAAAUUUCCGGACUGGCUUCAAACUCUACAAGAUUUGAAAGUGCUGGUUUUGAGAGACAACAGGUUCCAUGGUCCCAUUUCCAAUUUAAAGAUCAAACAUCUAUUUCCAAGUUUAGUCAUUUUUGAUAUCUCGGGCAACAAUUUUAGUGGUUUUCUACCAAAAGCCUAUGUCAAAAAUUAUGAAGCCAUGAAGAAUGUUACUCAAGUGGGUGGGGAUAGCAGUUUGAUAUACAUGGAUGUCUGGUGUGAUAUUCCAUACCAAGAAGCAAAAUGCACGAAUUCUGUGACUGUGACGACAAAAGGGAUCAAAAUGACACUGGUGAGAAUUCCAAUAUUCUUUGUAAGUAUUGAUUUCUCCAGAAACAAAUUUGAAGGAGAGAUUCCAAAGUCUAUUGGAGAGCUUCAUGCACUCAAAGGUCUUAACUUCUCCCAUAAUAGACUCGUCGGUCAUAUUCCCCAAUCCAUGGGAAACUUGACAAACUUGGAGUCUUUGGAUCUUUCCUCAAAUAUGUUAACCGGUGUGAUUCCUGCAGAAUUAGCAAAUUUGGAAUUUCUUGAAGUCUUGAAUCUUUCAAAUAACCAUCUUGUGGGAGAAAUACCUCAAGGAAAGCAGUUCAAUACAUUUACAAAUGAUUCAUAUGAAGGAAACUUGGCCUUAUGUGGAUUUCCCUUGUCAAAGAAAUGUGAACCUGAACAACAUUCUCCAUCUUCAGCCAACAACUUUUGGAAUGAAGAGAAAUUUGGAUUUGGAUGGAAACCAGUGGCAAUUGGAUAUGGAUGUGGAUUUGUGAUUGGAAUAGGCCUUGGUUAUUUUGUGUUUUUGAUUGGAAAGCCAAGAUGGCUUGUGAUGAUAUUUGGCGGUCAGCCUAAGAGAAGAGUGAACAGGAGGAGGACAAGGGUGAGGAGGACCAAUGGUUUAACCAUGAAUCAGAUGGUGCAAAUGUCAUAGUUUUAUUUUUGUGGUUAUUUUCUCUAUUGUGUGUUAGUUUUAACUUUCUGUUUAAAAUAAGCUCGAUGUGACUGUGACAAUCUUGUCACUCUUAUUUUAUCUAGCUAGUUUGAUUUUUAAUUGUAAGUUUGUACUCUUGAGUUAGUGCUGCUUUAUAUGUGCCUGUCGCAACAUGUGUUAUUUAAUAAAAUUCCGAGUUUAUAUUUA